Molecule: messenger RNA, 861 nt
Organism: Penicillium atrosanguineum
Lineage: Eukaryota; Fungi; Ascomycota; Eurotiomycetes; Eurotiales; Aspergillaceae
Product: HVSL domain-containing protein
Exons: 3
Coding region: 1-861 (286 amino acids)
Biological process (GO): U6 snRNA 3'-end processing
Cellular component (GO): nucleus
Molecular function (GO): 3'-5'-RNA exonuclease activity
Source: RefSeq, a predicted model, not a curated record
AUGUCCCUCGUACAAUACUCCGAGUCGGACUCGGAAUCAAAUGCAGAACCCGUAUCCCCCCCAUCCAAAAAGCCCCGCCUCACCACCGGGGCCAGCUUACCCCCACUCCCACCAGCCUUCCACGACCUCUACGCGUCUGGCACGCGGGUCAGCGUAAAAGAUGACCCGAGCUUGCAUGGAGGUCGCAAGCGCGUCGUUCCACAUGUGGAAGGCAACUGGCCUAGUCACCUCUACUUGGAAUGGUACCCGGCCAAGAACGAACUAGCUCUCCUUGCAGAUCUCAUCGCCCAAGCGCAAGGCCAUUCCAAUGGACAGAGCAUACACAGUCUAUUGCACAGUGACCUGGGCGCUCAGCUCCCGCUUCACAUUAGUCUUUCGCGACCUGUAGUACUCCGCACCGAGCAGCGGAGCUCGUUCACAGAGCUUCUUCAGAAAUCCAUCCGCGGUUCACACAUCGCUCCAUUCUCAGUCCUCCCUGAUACCCUAACAUGGGUUUCCAAUUACGAGAAAACUCGCUGGUUCCUCGUCCUGCAUGUCGCAAGGCCGCAAAACAAUGAGCUGAACAAUCUGCUCCAUUUAUCCAAUCGCGCCUUGGCAAGCUUUGAUCAGCCGCCGCUUUAUGCGCCCUCGCGUGAUUCUCGCCCCCGUGCGUCAAGUGCGCGUGACCGUCAGCGUGUCGACUACUCGGACUGCUUCCAUAUUUCGAUUGCGUGGAGCUUGACUGGGCCAGCCGAGGAGGAUGUGGAGCGUGUUCAGGGUAUUGAUUUGAUUGAGGUAAAGGGCCUUGAGGUGCGAUUUGAUAGUGUUAAGGCUAAGAUUGGAAAUCAUGUUGAGAGUAUAUCUCUUUCCAAGACUACUUGA